AUGCCUCCCUUCCUCUCAAUACCGUACUCUUUCUUUAGCAAGCUCAAGAAUCUCGGAUCUGGCACACCAGCAGCUCCACCUGCGAUCACAGAGCCACCCGCGUCCGUACAGCGCCCAAUCACCAGUACCAUGGCUCCUGUCGCAAGACCACAUCUCGACCCAAACCCCAAGACGGCUCGACUGUUGAACCUUGAUAGAAACCGAACUAGGCAGUGGUGUGCGCCUUCACCGGGAGGACAUCCUGGCCUCGGUCUGUUCCCCGGCCUCUACUCACCUGGUCCGAAGAAGCGUCUUCCCAAGGAGCCGCCUGCUCUAUACCCGGGAUUGACACCAUGGAUGCAUGACUGGGCUACCGAUCUGAACGACCAGCUGCCAGAAGAUGACGGCUUUGAGUGGGACAGCACAGAUAUCCCCGACGAUGGCUUCUCGCUUGGCGAGCCCCUGGAGGAGCUCAACUACUGGGAGCAGAACUGGAUCGACAAGAAGCUCGAACAGGAGGCGGCCGAGAAGGAGAAGAGAAAGAUGCAGUCUCUCAAGAGGAAGCGGAGCGUGCCUUUGACUGCCGCCGGUCGCAAGAAGCUCUACAAGAAGCGCGCAGCGGAGUCUACCGUGGAGAGACUCAAUGGCAAAUUCAUGAGGAAGGAGCCGGUCAUUAUCAUCGGAGACGAGGAAGCCGAUAUUGCCCACCAAGCCACUAUGAAAUCAAUCAUGAAGUCACUGGCAAAAGCGAGGGAGGACUGA
This is a messenger RNA of Drepanopeziza brunnea f. sp. 'multigermtubi' MB_m1, 741 nucleotides long. RefSeq lists its product as uncharacterized. NCBI's taxonomy places the organism in Eukaryota, Fungi, Ascomycota, Leotiomycetes, Helotiales, Drepanopezizaceae. The record is from RefSeq and is a predicted model, not a curated record.